Molecule: messenger RNA, 2504 nt
Organism: Pocillopora verrucosa
Lineage: Eukaryota; Metazoa; Cnidaria; Anthozoa; Scleractinia; Pocilloporidae
Source: RefSeq, a predicted model, not a curated record
UGACAGAAACACUAAGUCAAUAUGUAGUUUGGAUCGCUUUUUUAGGACGAGUCCCUACCAGUACGCCUCGGAAUUUGAAACUUGCAAUGAGAGUGGUUUCUUGUCAGGAGAUCCCUUUUGGAAUUCAUCUUUAAGAAUAUUCCCAUCUGUAGAUUUUGUACUUGUAUUGAAAAAGCAGUUGUUACUAAGAGUUUCCCCUCUCAGUAAAGUGAUUGAAAUGUGUAGCCUUAAUGACAUAAGGGAGUGGAGAGGUGAGAGUAGCGAUGAAGCAGGACAAAGCACAGAACCCGGUGACAUUACGACAGAGAGAGCCGAAAAUAACGAUCUAACGGAACAUAACCUACCAGAAAUCAACGAUAUGCCGGAGCAGAAAGCUGAAAUCGAUGUUCUGUCAGGACAGAGAGCUGAAGUUGUUGAUCCAUCAGAACAGAGAGCUGAACUUGACGACCUACUCGAACAGAUGGCUGAACUGGGUGGCCUAGUUGAACAGACAAUGGAACUUAACAACUCUACGGAAAAGAAAGGUGAAUUUGAUGACUUUGUGGGAGAACGAACGGAAUUUAAUGACCCAUCAGAAAAGAGGCUCAAACUCGAUGAACCAUCACAACGAUUGGAAAUUGGUCUAUGCAGCUUAUCAGAGAAUGGAGCUGAUCCUUAUUUUAAAGGGGAUGAUCAGGAACCUCUACUUGAGGACAUAGAGGAAAACGGUUCUGCUGGAGAUGAUUACUCUGGACUACCAGAUAGCGUUUAUUUCUCUGUUGAUGGUAACUCUCUUUAUACCGUGGUGGGUACAAGGAUCCAGCGAAUAAAUCUUGUGACUGGCGAUGUUUUAAGUAAAAGGGUUAGUCGCAAGGCAUGUCUGACUAUCGGAAGGCGUUUUCGUCUUGUGCCCGUCAAAAGAGGUGUCCUAUUCGAAACAAAUGGUAGCUCGCUUGAGUUGUGGAACUCUGAGUUGUCUGCUUGCAUGCAAAGGUGGACUGGCUUUUUUGUCAGGGUUGCUGUACCCUUAUCAGAGGAACUAGUCGCCUUGGAAACGGUGAAUGACGAUGAUGGCAGACGGGAAGUGAUCAUUCUAGAUACAACGAAUGAAAAAAUUGUGUCAACGAUUGCAAAUUUUGGUGGUGCAUUUUUUGCAUGUAAUAAUAAAUGUGAAGUGCUAACCACUACUGAUGGAGAGUCUCUGCAGCUGUGGCGUAAAAACCAAGUGAUAUGGGAAACUUCUAUUCAAUUAGAUCUAUCCGGGUUAUACGUAACUGUUAUUUUUUCUCCCACUGAAGAAUACGUCGUCAUUUUUGAUGAAAUUGGCUCUUACGUCCUCAACGCAGUUUCGGGAAAAGUGAUUUGUGAAUUGGAGAUCAUGGCUGCAAAUGAUAUUAAGUUUAUCAGUAACGAGGACUGCAUCGUCAGCUUGAAUUAUCCAAGAGGUUUUUGUCUUAGAUUAUACAACGUUAUAUCUGGUGAUCUCCUUAGUGAAAUUGUUGAGGAACGAUAUGUUCUAAGUUUUGCAGCUUAUCCUCGUAAGCGCUUGGUCGCAAUUGUCCUUGAAAACUCCGAGAACCAUUUUGAAAUCAUUCAAGUGAAGCUGCCAGGCGAUAAAGAGAAGAAGAACAUGAAAAGGUUGAACCUACCAAAAUAAGACAUCUACAUAGAUUUACAGUUGGGAAAGACAUUGUCGAUCAGAAAACCUGUAUUCCGCUGAUUCCUUUGCUUUCGAGUGGUUACGAUCUGACCUCUGAACAGAAGAGACCGCUGAUCGAGGUUGGAGCGAGUACAAGAAUGAUUUUAGUGGCAAAGCUGUUUAAGGAUUUAAUUAUACUUUUCUUUAAAGGGCCAUGGUUAAGUUGGAGAGCUGUUCACGCUGCCAAAAGAUUUUUGUUUAGACUUAUAAACAUUUUUAACUGUUCCUAGUGUAAACUUAAAACGAACAUUUAACGCUCUAUUUUAUUGCUCUUUUGGUGUUUAAUCAGCCAGCUACAAGCUAAGAAAAUUGUUCUAUGGAAGCGGAGUGCAGCAAGCGUCUCAUUAAGUGUUGAUUUGCGACUCGUUUAACUCGUGAGAUUGAUUCCUCUAUGAAAACGAAAAAGGUAUUGACAAAUUGUACAGUUCUUCGUUGAGGCUCAGAAAGGUUCUAAAGUCAUUUUCUGCAAAAUUACUUUUACAGCGUAAGACUGUUGGAGAAAAAGAGAGAAAUAUCUUGUGGUACCACCUGUGAUUCUCUCGUGUUUUUCUAAUGAAAGAGGUAGUUUCAAAUGUGUGUAAAUGGGUAACCAGCUAACUUUAUAUCCAUUGGAUGUGUACAUAGCUUAUACCGGCCUGGUUGAAGAUGGAACCAGAAUGACCGCGAAGGAAUCGUUUCUUCAACAUUAUUUUUUAGAAAAAAAUGGAUAGUCAAUGCGCUGAUUUUCGGAUAUAAAUUAGUUUGUGUAUGUUUUUGAAAUUUGAAGACAUUUAUCGGUACUUUAUUUUUUAAAAUACUUUCUUUUGUCGGGAAGGUGGGCCUGUAG